Molecule: messenger RNA, 561 nt
Organism: Stegodyphus dumicola
Lineage: Eukaryota; Metazoa; Arthropoda; Arachnida; Araneae; Eresidae
Product: transmembrane emp24 domain-containing protein eca pseudogene
Source: RefSeq, a predicted model, not a curated record
AUGAACUUUAUUGAAGAUGUGCCAGAAGAGACACUAGUCGUAAUCAACUACAAGUGUGAAUUUUUAAAUAAAGAUACCAGUGUAUAUUUACUUUCCUUUCCUGGAUCUUGUGCAUAUAUCGAAAUUCAUAACCCUGCUGGAGAGUUAAUACUUGCCAAGCAUUAUGGAGGAAAAGGAAAAAUUGUAUUCCAUUCUACUAUUUCUGGUGAGCAUCAUUUAUCAAUAUACAUGCAGAAAUUAGACACUGAAGUUGAGAGAGAGUUGAGAUUUCAUAUCAAGAUAGUGUCUGGAGAAAAAGCUAUUGAUUUUCAGAAAAUCGGAAGAACUGAAAAACUAAAUGAUUUAGAAUUACAAGUUCGACAGCUGAUUGAGAAGACUGACGAUAUUCUCAAAGAACAGGCUUAUCAACGGCAAAGAGAGGUCCAGUUUAGAGAAACCAGUAUAAGCUCAAAUAACCGUCUGGUUUAUUUUUCUGUUUUUCAAUUUUGUUUGUUAACUGCUACAACUUGGUGGCAAAUGAGACAGUUGAAAAAGUUUUUUAUGUAUAAAAAGCUCAUCUAG